Messenger RNA from Penicillium diatomitis, 2310 nucleotides. RefSeq lists its product as uncharacterized. Lineage: Eukaryota; Fungi; Ascomycota; Eurotiomycetes; Eurotiales; Aspergillaceae. The record is from RefSeq and is a predicted model, not a curated record. The transcript has a single exon. Bases 1 to 2310 code for a protein of 769 amino acids.
AUGUUUGCCUCAACUCCAUGCCACGCGAAGGUUAUUGAUACUUCCCCCUCACCUGACCCUCACCUGACCAGCCUAGCAAAGUCGAGUGAUAUAUGGCGACACACCGAAAUGUCCUCCCUGCAGAGUGAGCACAAGAAAAAAGAAGAGUCGAAGAGACCCAAGUUGUCGUGGAACACUUACCAGCGACAGUUCCUUUGUUGUCUCUGGCGCUUCUUUCACUGCGGAAACUAUCAGGUCUCGGCUAUUUUUUCAAAAGUCUUUCGCCAUGACCUGAUCCAGUGUGGUUUCGGAAACCAGAAUAUUCCGUAUCGCACGCUACACGCUCAGUGGUCUUGGUUAAGGCGUCAACGGCGACCAGUCUGGUUCCAAGUCCAUGUUGACACUGAGUUCAGCACCCAGAAAGAGUGGAAGGACAUCAUCCACUUGAUUCGACUCACAGCUUCCCAGCUAGGCUUGACCAUCCACGACAAAAAGAAAGACACAAUAUUGAUCCCGGGGGAUACAGUGUGUGCCGAUAAGGAGCCGAGUGAAGCUCUUAAAUCGAUUCUGCUUGCCUGUUACCUCCGGCCCCAGGAGGAGACUUUCUGGUCUUCGGAAGGUACCAUGAAAUCCCACAUAGGCGAUGUCCAAGAGCAGUCACGGCCCGCGUCAGAGCCUGCAAAUCCAAACAGGACCCAUGAGUCAUUUGAGCCCUUGGUCACAAGUCACGGCAAAGUCUGCUUUUGGUGUGCAAAAGAGAACGCAAUCGAUUGCGCUUUCGUGAUUCCAGACACGAGCAGUGACGAAGAUGGCCAAGCUACUCCCAUCGCUCGGACGAGUGUGAAUUUCGAACUUCAGAAUGAUCAGGAGAUUCAAAUUACGCCGGGCACACCUUGUCAGGCCUUUGAACAGCCCGAGAGCUGUCCCGAUGACAUCCCACAUAUCAUGGACAUCCCGGGAAUUCCUGGUCUUUGUGGUUCGGGAGACACACCAAAACCGCCGGAACUGUUGUAUCGGUGGUCGAACAAUCAUUCGCAAGGAAUCAAUACUGGAAAUUUACUGGUAGCAGGCUUAUUUGUCAAGAAUUAUCCCCAAGUACCAUCCCCCUAUCAGUGUUCAGUCGACGAAUUCCUCAGGCUUUUCAAGGUCCAUGUCACAAGAAAGAAAGUUCCCACUCCCUUUAUAUCGGCAUUUGCGAGACCGAUUGCGCCACUUCAUCGAGCACUCAGAAAUGGGCACCAGGCGAAGAUCACGCUCAUUGAUACCUGUAUUAUGCCUAGUCUACAGGGAUAUGUUUUCUCAGCUCAGCCUCUAGCCCAAAUCACUGACACGAUCGUGGAUCGCUGGAAGGGAUAUGGGGAAUAUGCAAUCUGGGGAUCGAUUCCCCGCGAGGCAAUAGUCACCACCUUCUCUCUGGCUGAUAUCGAAAAGAUCGCGCGCGAUGACCCAGAGGUCCGGCAAUUCCUCCAACUGGACCUUAUUAGAGGAGAAGCAACUUGUCACAGGGGUCUUCGCCGAAAAUUGCGGGAGAAUCUUCGGUCUCUCCGCAUCGAAGACAACCGUCCUGCGCUCCGGCGACUCGCCUGGCAUCUGGAUGUUCCAGAGGAGUGGCAUGAGGUAUUUACGCAAGAUAUGCAUGACGCAUGGACAAUGGACCUGGGUGGCAACAACCAAGUCCUGGAAGGAGAAGGUGAUUUACCUAUGGUCCAAGAUGAGGCUUGGCCAGGUCCACUUGGUCAAGCGUUCAUGAAUGCCGUGCGAAGCUUUCGUGAAAGUAGUGAGACAACGAUCUCUUACAUUGCUCCCCUUAGUGAUGGAGGAUCGCCUUCUGAGCCCACUUCUGAAGAACAUGAAAGCCCUUCCCAAUCUCCCAUAGCCGCAAACAGGCGACGAGACACACCCAGCUCAACCUACUCCAUGGAAAGUGAUUCUGACGAUUCAUUCACCUUGCUUGUAGCUCAGAACGCACUACGAACCACCGAUGCCGAUAUUGCCGAACUGGCUGUGCCGCGAGGCCCAGAUCAAACGAGCAGACACUUUGACCAGCCAGACAGAUUGGCGUCAAUCAUACACUCUCCUGGUUCUGACAUGCUGGGCUUGCCUGCUCAGGUGCCUCUUGACCAUGACCCUAGCGAAGCUUCCGACUGGCCCUCCGAUGGCGAGAUUCAUUUCGGAAGCGACACGCCGAGAAAAUGCCAUUAUCUUAGUCGCCCGUUGAGUCAAAUUACUCGAGACCGAGACGGCGAUAUCGCCCGUCUCCCUGAUCUUGGCGCUUCGGGAAAAAAUGCUUCGAUUUUUGAUUUUGGCGACAAUGAACAGUCGAGUCUUUGA